Molecule: messenger RNA, 540 nt
Organism: Letharia lupina
Lineage: Eukaryota; Fungi; Ascomycota; Lecanoromycetes; Lecanorales; Parmeliaceae
Exons: 2
Coding region: 1-540 (179 amino acids)
Source: RefSeq, a predicted model, not a curated record
AUGUUUAGCACAGCUCGGCGUCUGGUCAGUGCCGUGACACCAAAACUUGUCGUAGACACAGACGGCCAGCUUCUCAACGCACUUCGAGAAGGGUCCGAAACGUUGCAGAAUGUGACAGACCAAUUUGCGCCUUUGAUGAAAAGGUUUCGUAUAUACUUCUUCUGGGAACAAGAGAAGACCACGAUACUUCAUAGCAAAGCUUAUGAGAUUGUCGACGAGAGUUCCGCCGCGCCCAUUCUUGAGAACACGGAACGCUCUGGCAUAGCUGCCGAUCAUUCUCACAUGUGCAAGUUUGAGAACAGCGAUGCACCGGGAUCCCGUAUCGUCGUAGCGGCGUUGAUGAGGUAUGCGCGGGAGAGUCCGGCGCUUGUCGAAAGCCGGUGGUCUCAAGCAAAAGAAAUGCUGAGGACGCAGCGUUCUGCUGAGGCUACCGAAUUGACGGGUGUGGGGGUUCUAGCAGAAAGGGUGUACCCAACGGCCUUUUUUGCAACUAUUCAAAGGGUUGCGGUCCGUCAUAUAUAUGCCCUGGGUGGGAGAUGA